Messenger RNA from Pygoscelis adeliae (Adelie penguin), 1384 nucleotides. It is a transcript of the gene C3AR1, whose product is annotated as complement component 3a receptor 1. Gene Ontology annotation, biological process: phospholipase C-activating G protein-coupled receptor signaling pathway; complement receptor mediated signaling pathway; inflammatory response. The transcript has a single exon. The coding region runs from base 60 to 1019 and encodes 319 amino acids. Lineage: Eukaryota; Metazoa; Chordata; Aves; Sphenisciformes; Spheniscidae. Gene Ontology annotation, molecular function: complement component C5a receptor activity; G protein-coupled receptor activity. Gene Ontology annotation, cellular component: plasma membrane. The record is from RefSeq and is a predicted model, not a curated record.
UCGUUUUCAUCAUAGGUAUCCCCGGCAAUGGAUUGGUGAUCUGGGUAGCUGGUCUGAAAAUGAAAAGGUCUGUGAACAUUGUCUGGUUCUUAAACCUUGCUGUGGCUGACUUCAUGUGCUGCUUGUCCUUGCCAUUUUCCAUUGUUCACCUGGCCCUCCACGAACACUGGCCGUAUGGUUUGUUCCUCUGCAAAGUCAUUCCGUCAGUCAUAAUCUUCACCAUGUUUGCUAGCAUCUUCCUACUCGUGGCCAUCAGCAUUGACCGGUGCCUCCUUGUGAUGAAACCUGUCUGGUGUCAAAAUCAUCGAACAGUGAAAUUGGUAUCACUAAUAUGCUGUGGCAUUUGGAUCCUGGCCUUCAUUUUCUGCUGUCCUGUCUUUAACUACCGUGAGACUAGCACUCAUGAUGGCAAAACUGAGUGUGGAUACAAUUUUGGAGAUGACGAAGUGCUAGAUUAUAUGGAUGAUUCUGUAAACGAGUUACUGGAAAAAUACUCAUCUUUAGCCUACCAUGCUAACGACUCAUGGGGAAAUUUCUAUGAAAGUGAUUAUUCUGUAUCCCUUGCCUUAAUGGUGAUAAACAUCACUAGGGCUGUCUUUGGCUUUGUACUCCCCUUUGGCAUAAUGGCAGUUUGCUAUGCCCUUAUUGCUUUCAGAAUGCGUGCAAAUCAGUUUCACAACAGGAUGCUGCGAACAAUUGUGCUCGUGGUAGCCGCAUUCUUCAUCUGCUGGGCUCCAUACCAUGUAGUUGGGAUUCUGUGCCUCGUACCUACUCUUGGAAGAGGGCUGAGGGAGUCAUUGAUCCUCUGGGAUCACCUCUCUACAGCACUUGCAUAUGCCAACAGCUGCAUCAACCCCCUGCUCUAUGUUUUUGUGGGGCGGGACUUCAGGGCAAAGACACAGCAAUCAGUGCAAAGAAUCUUGGAAGGCACCUUUACCGAGGAGCCAACGCACUCAAUCCCUUACUCCCUUGACAGAAGCAAGACUUCCACAGAGAAGGACGUUAGCAGCACAGUGUAAUGCAGGCCUUCUGAUCACCGCUGUAGAAAGAGUGAGCUAUGGCCCAGCACAUCUAUCAGUCUCCACUUAAAAGCUUUUUUUGCUGCAACACAUUUGAUUAAUCUGCAGAUCCACACACAGGGCACUGAGACGGUUCAGAUCAGAACGGCUAAGCCCCUUUACAUCCUACUCCAGAGAGAUGGAAAGUUGGAAGUACCAAGGGUAAUAAAUCUGAGGGAAGAUUCUGGUGAAGCAGGAGAGACAGAGUACUUUAACCUUUAAAGAAGAAAGCAGGCUUGCAGAAUGAUUUGUGGUGGGAUCAUGUAGUUUAACCUCUGAAUUGCUAGAUGAGAAUGUUAUUAGAGUUACUUGCAUAUGUCUAUGUU